AUGCCCGUGUCUUCCACAUUCCCGUCUAUUGAGAUUCCUGAUGUUGAUCUCUGGACUUUCCUCUUCGAACGAAAUGAUAGAGUGUACCCAUAUGAUAAGAUCAUUUACCAAGACGCCGAUACGAAGCGCUACCAUACCUACAAGAGUGUUAAAGAAGGCUGUAUUGCAUUUGGGGAAGGUUUGAAGGCCGUUUUUGAUUGGAAGGAGGGCGAAGUGCUCGCUUUGUUUACCCCUAACAGCAUCGACACACCUCUCAUAACAUGGGGGACAGUGUGGGCUGCGGGUAUCGUUUCUCCUUCAAAUCCUGUCUACACAGUCGAGGAGUUGAUAUUUCACCUGAAAGAUUCUGGAGCUAAAGCACUCGUCACUCAUAUGUCGGUGUUGCCAAUUGCAAAGGAAGCUGCCAAGAGUGUAGGACUCUCAGAGGAUCGUAUCAUUCUUCUUGGAGAUCAGCAUGACCCGGACCUGAAGAUCAGGCACUUUACUUCAAUCCGAAAUAGUACGGCAGUGACCAGGUACCGGACAUCAAUUAUCGCGCCCUCGAAAACAUGCGCAUUCAUUGUCUAUUCGUCAGGAACAACCGGAACCCCCAAGGGAGUUUUGCUCUCCCAUCGAAAUAUUAUUUCCAAUAUCCUCCAAGCAAACGCUGGGGAAGGGGGUAAUCUUACUUGGGAUGGUCUCGAUGGAAAGGGUGACCGGGUGUUGGCUUUUGUGCCCUUCUAUCACAUCUACGGUUUACUCCGUCUUCUCCAUGCCACCUUAUAUACUGGAUACCACUUGAUAGUGAUGCAAAAGUUCGAACUCGAGAAAUGGUGUGCCCAUGUCCAGGACUAUCGCAUUACAUUCAGCUAUGUUGUUCCUCCUGUCGUGCUGCUCCUUACCAAGCACCCAAUCGUGGACAAGUACAAUUUGACAACUCUGCGAAUGUUAAAUUGUAGCGGUGCACCACUCACACACGAACUUGUGGACGCUGUGUACAAGCGUAUACAGACGGGGAUUAAACAAGGAUAUGGACUCACUGAAGCAAGUCCAACGAGUCAUAACCAGGCUUGGGAAGAGUGGCAAACUACUAUCGGCUCUGUUGGUAAGUUGCUCCCUAACAUGGAGGCUAAAUACAUGAGCAUACCAGAGGACAGCUCUGAGCCACACGAAGUUGAAGCCGGGGAAGUGGGUGAACUGUUCUUACGUGGUCCGAAUAUCUUCAUGGGGUACCACAACAAUCCCGAAGCCACUAUCAAUGCGCUUUCCGCAGACGGGUGGCUCCAGACAGGAGAUGUUGGCUACCAGGAUAGUCAUGGACACUUCUAUAUCACCGAUCGGGUCAAAGAGUUGAUCAAAUACAAUGGAUUCCAAGUCGCCCCAGCGGAGCUGGAGGGCAAAUUGGUCAAGAAUGACGCUGUUGCUGAUGUCGCUGUUGUUGGGAUCAUGAGCAAAGCACAUGGUACUGAAGUUCCACUUGCAUUCAUAGUUCGCAGUGAGGAGAGCAAAUCCUCGGGAAUCAGUGCAAGACAGGAGGCAGUCAAUAUCGCUCAGUGGUUGGAAGUGAAGGUUGCCUACUACAAGCGCCUCCGAGGGGGUGUCAUUUUUAUCGACAGCAUUCCAAAGAGCGCCAGUGGAAAGAUAUUGCGGCGUCUGCUCCAGAAGCAGGCACAGGAAGCGGUCGAUGGAGCCGUGCAAGCGAAACUGUAG
This is a messenger RNA of Penicillium concentricum, 1689 nucleotides long. Its product is annotated as acyl--CoA ligase. Gene Ontology annotation, molecular function: CoA-ligase activity. Lineage: Eukaryota; Fungi; Ascomycota; Eurotiomycetes; Eurotiales; Aspergillaceae. The coding region runs from base 1 to 1689 and encodes 562 amino acids. Gene Ontology annotation, biological process: secondary metabolic process. The record is from RefSeq and is a predicted model, not a curated record. The transcript has 3 exons.